UCUGUACGCUGGUGGAACAGAGCGUUUAUAUGUGGUACACAGUGAUAAGCAUUUGAUGCGGUGUGCGAUUGUUAAAUAUUUUUUUUUUAUUUUAAUUUAUUAUUUCGAAAGUAAAUAAUAUAAUUCUCACAAAUUUUAAAUGAAGCAUAGUUUUAAUUUAUUUGAAACAGCUGGAACAUGACCGCUACAAUACGGUAGAAAAGUUAGCUUCGUAAAUUAAUUUACAGAUCCUUCGCAGAAAAUGGCGGGCGGAGUGACAGGCGUGCUUCUGUACGCGGUGAGCGCCGCUGUACUGGGCAUGCUGCAGUUUGGCUUCAACACGGGUGUCAUCAAUGCUCCACGUCCCUUCAUCGAAAACUUCAUCAGCACACAGUACGAUGUAAACCCCGGCACCAUAUUCAGCGUCAUCGUCAGUAUCUUCGCUGUCGGUGGUAUGAUCGGAUGUCCUUUCGCCAGCUGGAUGCUUGAAAAAUACGGCCGUAAAAACGCACUUGUCGUCAAUUCUAUGAUUGGAGUUCUUGGUGCUAUCUUUAUGGGUUUCAGUAAACUUGCAAACUCAGUAGAAAUGAUCAUUAUUGGUAGAUUUAUCAUUGGAGUUAACUGCGGCUUUGCAACAACAGCUUCCCCCACUUAUGUAUCAGAAGUAGCACCGGUGAGGCUGAGGGGAGCGUUUGGUACAGUAAAUCAGCUGGCUGUCGCAUUCGGAUUGGUUGGAGCUCAGAUCUUGGGUAUCGAUAUGAUAAUGGGAAGUGAUGAAGGAUGGCCGUGGCUGCUUGGACUUGCAAUUUUCCCAUCAGCUAUUCAGUUCGUGAUGAUUAUAUUUGCACCUGAAAGUCCUCGUUACUUGCUGCUGGUCGCUCGGGAUGAAGAGACCGCUAGGGCUGAGCUAGCUAAAAUCCGAGGUACGAAUGAAAUCGACGAUGAGAUCAAUGAUAUGCAUGUAGAAGAUCGUGCAGCUAGACAGGAGGAGAAGUUCUCUAUUCUAGACUUGUUUAAGAUUAAAGCUCUGCGUCAGCCACUUAUUAUUGGAAUCGUGAUGCACUUGUCUCAACAACUGGGAGGCAUUAAUGCGGUUCUGUAUUACUCCACCACGAUAUUCGUGAAUGCAGGCCUAACACAGGAGAAUGCGCGAUUGUCUUCAAUAGGUGUUGGCAGUAUGUUAUUUAUUAUGGCUCUCGUGUCGAUUCCCCUUAUGGACCGUCUGGGAAGACGAACACUACAGCUGGUUGGACUUGCAGGUAUGGCACUGUUUUCUGUGCUCAUGACUGUUGCUUUCUUCACUUAUAACGAUAACACUACGAUGAGUAUAUUUGCUGUUAUAUUUACGUUCCUGUACGUGGCGUUCUUCGGAGUGGGUCCUAGUUCGAUUCCGUGGAUGUUGCUGUCAGAGUUGUUCGGGCAGGGCGCCCGCAGUGCGGCGGUUAGUGUCGGCGCCCUCGUCAACUGGUUCGCUAACUUCAUCGUAGGGUUAACUUUCAUUCCGAUGUCUGACGCGUUCGGCAACUACGUGUUUUUGCCGUACACUGUCCUCCUCGUUCUAUUCUUUAUAUUCACGUACCUGCAGUUACCAGAGACGAAAAAUAGGACGAUCGAAGAAGUGACAGCUCUCUUUAAGAAGUAAUAGAGUCUAGACUUAAGCGACAUUCCUUAGAAGUAAGCAUAAUAUUGCGACCUGCAAUAACUUUACACAGCGUUUAUGUGAUAGAACUGCAUGAAAUUCGAUUUACUUGAAUAAUAUAGAUGCGCGAGUGUUAUCUAUGUCCUUUCUACCAGAUUUAUAUAAAAAUGGAAGACUGAACACCAAACUUAUAUUAAAUGGAGUCGUUUAAAGAUUCUUCAUACUUGAUAUACCUUUGAAUGAAGUACUUAUUUAACGAUUAAUCUAACUAAACUACAAGUAUUUUAGAAGACGAUAAAUGUAUUAAUAAUUCCAUUUAUAAAUAAAAAAAUAUGGAUCCCUAUUUAGAAAUCAUGAUAUUUAUAUCUAUUGUAUUAAAAUGUAGUAGAUAAGUAAAAAGGUUCAUAAAUAUUCACUUUGUGGCGAUUGUACGCAAAUUGUAAUUUGUGUUGAUGUUACGAACAACAUUUUAUUGUUAAUUUAUUGAUGAAUGUGUUAUUCUUUGUUUGUAUGUUAUUGUUGUAUUUCCAAAGGUUCGAGGACCAAGUUUUUUGUGUAUAUACUUUAUAUUGUUAUUUAGAUAUUAUUAAGUUUACAUGGUGCUGGUAACACCGAAUUUGGACAACGCACUUUAUGAUUUUUGUAUAUUUUUUGGUGCUUUCUUAUUUUCUUUUUUCGAUUAUCUAUUCUAGUGCCUUAACUUUUGUUUGACAGUGACAUUAGAGGGUUUUAGACCGGAUUCACUUAAAUUAAUAGAUUAUGUCCGGCAUAGCGGCGCUAGACUCUCAUGAAUUUUCUAAUAGAAAGUUGUAUACAAUUGUAUCUCGUAAAUAUUUUACGAUAAAAAUCCUGCGCCGUUGUCUCUAUUCAAUUAUAUGUAAGCUACUACAGUUAAACUAUGUACCUAAUUCGUCACGUACCAUAACCUAAACUAUAUUUUCCAUAUGAUAUUAUUAUGAUAUUGUAAUUAAUAAAUUGUUAGUGAAUUGUAUAAUGUAUAAAUAUGUAUUUACACUUUCUAUUAUAUUCGUAGUAGUAUGGUGUUGACUGGAGACUCCGUAAAUUCGUCAGGGCACACAAUUGUCAUAAGUUUGCUAUUGUGUGAUCCUUUUGACUAUAAAAAAUGCACAAUAACUUUAUUUUGAAGGCUUGCUACGACUCAAAUGCCUGAAAUAUAAGACCAUUUUAAAAACAUCGCCCAGUCCAACAUCAGUUUUGAUAAUUCUCGGCAAAAUAAGUAGAAAGUUUAAAAUAAUUAUAAAAAUAAUUAAUGCUAAGCAAGCAAUACCUCAAUAGUUGAUAAAUGUAUCAAAAUGCACUUUCUAAGUAAUGUUCACUCUAAUCAAUAGUUUUUAUGUAUAA
Messenger RNA from Spodoptera litura, 2980 nucleotides. Its product is annotated as glucose transporter type 1. The record is from RefSeq and is a predicted model, not a curated record. Gene Ontology annotation, biological process: monosaccharide transmembrane transport. Gene Ontology annotation, molecular function: hexose transmembrane transporter activity. Gene Ontology annotation, cellular component: membrane. Lineage: Eukaryota; Metazoa; Arthropoda; Insecta; Lepidoptera; Noctuidae.